AAAAUAUUUAAAAUUCCUAGUUCUGUCAUGUUUGGCCGCUUAAUGCCGCUUAUUUGAUAACACAUUUGAAGUAACUCUCCAGUAACUCUCCGGCUAUCGAACCAUACCCGUCGCAAGCGCAAACAUCCGGCGCUGCUUAUUUGCACGCGAUCUUUCAACAGUGCAACGUGUGUACCUUCCAGACCCAAAAAAAACCGUUAACUUCCAAACAGCGACAACCGAAAAACGAAAGAAAGCUCUCAGAAUUCCGAAGAAAGUCGCUGUGAAUUUGUCACCAGCCGUGUGCCAUUAGCCGUCCCGGGGCUCGCAUGUUUGAUGCAAACGGUCGAUAGGGCUACCGGGUUGAAGUUGUAUUGAAACUGUUUCCGUGUAGUGGUAUCUAAUCUUAUCUCUCCCCAGUACAUCGGAACGCAAGCCGGCUGGGGCCCGGACCGGAUAACGAAUGGUCUGAAUUUCAGUUCAUCACCGGUAGCCCACCGCAGAGGAGUGCUUCAAGAGUGGCCGUGGUUUCGUGUGCUUGUUUCUGAAAGUUGAAAGUGCAACAUAAAAGGAAGCUUGCAAAAUGUUCAAAUACAUCGCAGCUGUGGCAUUAGUGCUGGCUAUCAGUGCCGGAAAUGCGUCCGCAUUCUGGUGUUUCACAUGCACCACCUUCAACAGUACCAACUGUCUGGUUCCGGACCAGAACGUCCUGCUUUCGGAAUGUCCUCCCUCGCCGGACGUGACUGCCGUCACCUGCUACACGCGUAUUGUGGGUCAAGAAGUGGAGCGUGGAUGUGCAACCACUCUGGCCCCGGCCGAGCGUGAUAACUGUGCGCUCCUGAACAACUGCCAACUCUGCUCGAAUGACAACGGCACUGCCUGCAACGGAAAUCUGUUCCCGCACGGACGUCUGCACUGCCACCAGUGCGAAGGAAUCACCAACAGCACCUGUGGGGAAGAGAUCCAAACGGAGCCGACGCCCUGUCUGCGCUUUGUGGUCGACGAUCAGUGCGUUGUGCGGGUGCGGGAAAAUAACGUUCAGCGCGGCUGCCUGUCCGAACACGAGUCCUGCCUGAACAGUCGCGACUGUCAUGUGUGCGCCGGCAAUGGAUGCAACUUCCGGCAUUUCGAAUACAACGCGGCCGGCAGUGUGGUCGCCCAGAUGUCACUGCUCGUUGGAGCCAUCCUGCUGAGUGCCUUCGUUACCAAUAGUAUGUAAGAAAUGCGGUACACACGCCGUUUGCGUACGUUUCGAAACAUGUUGUGUAGUUUGUAGCACACGGAGAGAGGGAGAGAGUUUGUAGCGAAAGCACAGCAACUAUAAGUAUUCACUUGGUGACAAUUUGAAUAAAGAUAUGCUAAGAAUAAAAAAAA
Messenger RNA from Anopheles arabiensis, 1353 nucleotides. RefSeq lists its product as uncharacterized. NCBI's taxonomy places the organism in Eukaryota, Metazoa, Arthropoda, Insecta, Diptera, Culicidae. Bases 563 to 1198 code for a protein of 211 amino acids. The transcript is spliced from 3 exons. The record is from RefSeq and is a predicted model, not a curated record.